CAUGUUUUUUUACCAAAUGGUCACUCUGUAACGGCACUAGGACCCAGCUGGGGCUAUGUUCUGUGGGCCAGCCCAAGCAAUCUGUCCUCACGAGGGAGUCCUUUCUCGCCUCCGCGCGGUGAUUGGGUGGAAGAUGGCGCUGGGCGAAUGGAAAUCCUAAUGACAGUUUCCAAAUUUGCCUCUUUUUGUACCAUGGGCGCCAAUGCCUCCGCCUUGGAAAAAGAGAUUGGCUCUGAACAGUUCCCUGUCAACGAGCACUACUUUGGUUUGGUUAACUUCGGGAACACCUGCUACUGCAACUCGGUGUUGCAGGCUCUGUAUUUCUGCAGGCCGUUCCGGGAAAAAAUCUUGGCCUACCGCAGCCAGCCCAGGCGCAAGGAAAACCUGCUCACCUGUCUGGCAGACCUGUUCCACAGCAUCGCCAACCAGAAGAGGAAAGUGGGUGUCAUCCCCCCGAAGAAGUUCAUUACGCGACUACGGAAAGAGAAUGAGCUGUUUGAUAACUACAUGCAACAGGAUGCCCACGAGUUCCUGAACUACCUGCUGAACACCAUCGCAGACCUGCUGCAGGAGGAGAGGAAGCAGGACAAGCAGAAUGGUCGCCUGGCCAACGGCACGCUGGACUCCCAGAACAACAACAGCAGCAGCAGUGGGAGCAGCAGUGGCAGUGCCAGCGGCAACAACAACGCGCCCGCCUCCACCUGGGUCCACGAGAUCUUCCAGGGCACGCUGACCAACGAGACACGCUGCCUCACCUGCGAGACGAUAAGCAGCAAAGAUGAAGACUUCUUGGACUUAUCAGUCGACGUCGAACAGAACACGUCAAUCACUCACUGUCUGAGGGGUUUUAGCAACACUGAGACUCUGUGCAGUGAAUAUAAAUACUACUGCGAGGAAUGUAGAAGCAAGCAGGAGGCCCACAAAAGGAUGCGUGUGAAGAAGCUGCCCAUGAUCCUGGCCCUGCACCUCAAGCGCUUUAAGUACAUGGAGCAGCUUCAGCGCUACACCAAGCUGUCCUACCGCGUCGUCUUCCCCCUCGAGCUCCGCCUCUUCAACACGUCCGGCGACGCCACCAACCCCGAGCGCCUCUACGACCUGGUUGCUGUAGUGGUGCAUUGUGGGAGUGGCCCAAACCGAGGACACUACAUAGCUAUUGUGAAGAGCCACGACUUCUGGCUACUCUUCGAUGACGAUAUUGUAGAGAAAAUUGAUGCCCAGGCUAUCGAGGAAUUUUACGGCCUCACUUCAGAAAUUUCCAAGAACUCCGAAUCUGGCUACAUCCUGUUCUACCAAUCCAGAGACUGAGCAUGUUGUUUUACUUAAGGGGGCGGGGGUAGGGCUGAGUGCCUGAAAGUGGGAGACCUGCAGUCAAAUUCAAAUAAAUAGGCCCUGUCUGCAUCCGUGCAUUCUGCAGUGCCCCGUCUGGGAAUGACAUGACAGUCGCCAUCACAACGCCACCAACACACAUCCGACCGCUGACUCUCCUGGCGUGAGGCCCUGGAUUGGAUGCAUCAGUGUACCACCCGGGGGAGGUUAUGUGCGAACUUUUAUUUUCUGACAGCGGGUUGUGUCAUAUGUACAGGGUUGUUGAAUGAAUGUCAAAACCAGGAGGUUUGUAUGUAUAUUGUAUGGAUGAUUCCAUUUUUUCUGUUGGUUUUUGUUUGUUUCUUGGGGAAAAGAGUCAUGUAUGUGUCAUGAUCUUUUAGGUUAUAUGUUGAUGGUGAUGAUGAUGAUGCCAGGUGUCUGCGCUCUUUUCCUCAUGCUGCAAAUACAAGACGGCGCCUGUGGCCUUUCUGAGACCUGUGGCCUGUGCAUGUGGGGGGGCUGGGAGGAGGGGAGGAGGGGGGCUUCUCUCUUCAGGAGCUGAGGGGAAAUGUUUGGGUCUGGAUGGGGCCCUACGUAAUAGGGGGUAUGUAUUUCUACAUUGUACAGAGUGGUAUUUGUAUAAAUAUUAUUGUAAGAAUUAUACUAAGAAACUGACCUAGAAAAGGGAAUGGUUUAGUGCGGGAGAGGUAUAACACUAUGGUGCACUUUUGAUACCGUUUUGUAGGUGUUGGCAGGUUAUUGUGCGGGUUUGCUUGAGAUGGCCUGUUGUGAAAUAAUCAUUUUCUGUUUUAAAGAAAAAAAUAAAAAUGUAUAGACGAAGA
Clupea harengus (Atlantic herring) is the source of this 2147-nucleotide messenger RNA. It is a transcript of the gene usp12a, whose product is annotated as ubiquitin specific peptidase 12a. Gene Ontology annotation, molecular function: cysteine-type deubiquitinase activity. The record is from RefSeq and is a predicted model, not a curated record. Gene Ontology annotation, cellular component: nucleus; cytosol. Lineage: Eukaryota; Metazoa; Chordata; Actinopteri; Clupeiformes; Clupeidae. Gene Ontology annotation, biological process: protein deubiquitination.